GCUCCGCUUCCUUAGGCAUCGCGAGGAGCGACAGCGGAGAGGAGAUGAUGAUGAUGGCGGAGCUGGUGCAGGCACAGGGACAGGCCUCGGUGGCUCAUCCUGGCAUGAAAGCAGAUGGCUUCGCCGACAGUUUGCACCGGGCUCGACAGAUUGCAGCAAAAAUGGGGGCUGAUGGCCAUAUGAACAACUCGUCAGUAGUGGAUCCUUCCCUCUAUGGCUAUGGAGGUCAGAAGCGGUCCUUGGAAGAAGGAGUAGGUAACCAGCUUGGAGCCAUGGUACAUCAAAGGGCUAUAAUAACAGAAGACUUCAAAGUGCCUGACAAAAUGGUUGGCUUCAUUAUAGGCAGAGGAGGGGAGCAGAUAACAAGAAUUCAGCUAGAAUCAGGCUGCAAGAUUCAAAUUGCAGCAGACAGUGGCGGUAUGUUGGAGCGGCCAUGUACUCUGACUGGAACCCCCGAGAGCAUUGAGCAGGCCAAGAGGCUACUGGGACAGAUCGUGGAACGGUGCCGGAAUGGGCCAGGGUUCCACAGUGAUAUGGACAGUAACAGUGCUGUCCAAGAGAUGCUCAUUCCUGCAAGUAAAGUUGGCCUGGUUAUUGGGAAGGGAGGAGACACCAUAAAGCAGCUGCAGGAAAGAACAGGGGUCAAGAUGAUGAUGAUCCAAGAUGGGCCAAUGCCUACUGGAGCAGACAAACCCCUGAGAAUCACUGGGGACCCCUACAAGGUCCAGCAAGCUCGGGAGCUCGUGGUGGAAAUAAUCAGGGAUAAGGAUCAGGGAGACUUCCGCUUGGGCAGGAGUGACUUUGCAUCCAGGCUGGGGGGGAACAGCUUGGACGUGGCUGUACCACGUUUUGCAGUUGGGAUUGUCAUUGGUAGGAAUGGUGAGAUGAUCAAGAAGAUCCAGAAUGAUGCUGGUGUGAGGAUCCAGUUUAAACCAGAUGAUGGUGUCAGUGCAGACCGGAUUGCCCAGGUGAUGGGCCAGCCAGAUCGAUGCCAGCAUGCAGUUCACCUCAUCAAUGAGCUUGUUCACACAGCACAGGAGCGUGAUGGAUUUGGAGGUGCAGGAGGCCCUCGAGUAAGAGUCAGAGGUCGUGGGGAAUGGAACCUGGGGACACCAGCUGGGUUGCAGGAAGUGACAUACACAAUACCUGCUGACAAAUGCGGUCUUGUGAUUGGAAAGGGUGGGGAGACGAUAAAGAACAUCAACCAGCAGUCAGGAGCCCAUGUGGAGCUGCAGAGGAACCCUCCACCCAAUACGGAUCCCAGCGUUCGAAUUUUCUCCAUCAGAGGCACCCUGCAGCAGACGGAGCUUGCCCGGCAACUCAUUGAUGAUAAGAUUGGAGGCUCAGGCAUAGGGCCAAGCAGUAGUUUUGGACUGAACCCUUUCACUCAAGGUCCAAGUACUCCGCAUCAAAAUGGCCCUCAAACUUUUAUGACUGGAGGAUGGGGAUCCACGUACCAGACUUGGCAGCCACAGGGACAGCAGGACCCCAGUCACAAUGGAUCCCAGGCUGGCCAGAUGGACUAUUCCAAAGCAUGGGAGCAGUAUUAUAAAAAGCUAGGUCAGCAGGGUCAGGUGCAGAGCUCUGGUCCUGACUACAGCAAGGCCUGGGAAGAGUACUACAAGAAGCAGAGCCAUGCUGCCGGCCCAGCAUCCCAGCAGAGCUCAACCCCAGACUACACCGCAGCCUGGGCUGAGUAUUACAGACAACAUGGGUACUAUGGACAGGGGGGUCAGCAGACACAGGCCCCAGGUCUUCAGGAACAUUAAAAUGGAUCUUUUUUUGUUGAAGAUGUUGGAAUCAGUGACAGAAUGAAAAUAAACCUUUUUAUAAAUGAGGUUUCCAGAUUUGCAACGCCUUCAAGACUAUUUUUUCUUAGUGCAAAACACUAGCUAUAGAAUGAUUUAUACAAUUUAAACAAUAUUUCUAAACCAGGAACUCUUAACACCUGUGGAUACAAUUAGUUUUGGAUGGACAAUACCCACAAUUCCUUUUGGAUUUGAGCUUUUUUUAAUGUUCUAAAGUUUAAAAUAUGUAAUGUCCUCUGGAUUUGUAAUGUUUCAACUAAACAUGAUAUAAUUUGUUUGUUUUAUUGCAAUAAAAUGGUUAUGGGCUUAGCAGUCUUGAGUAAUCUUCCUGUAUUUGUCAUGAAAAGUUUUAGUAAUGUGCUCUCCUUACUUAAUUUUUACAAAAGAUUUUAAUUCUGAGACGAAACUGUGAUAUUUUGUUACAAUUUUUUGUUACAUAAUAUCAGGAUAGGUAUUGGCAAAUGUCAGUUCUUGAUGUAAUUCCUGUUUUACUUUUUAUUCUAUAUGUCAUUGUAUUGAACUCUGAUAUAGGUGCAAUAUCAUUUCAGUUUUAGAACAAAGAUGGGCUCUAAUAUUUUAACAUUUAACUUAUAGCUAGAUUUAAAUUGUAUUGUUAAGUAACUGAAGAUAUGAGAAAUAUAUUUUUAUUACAGUGAUCUGAUAUGGGAUAAAAGGGGUCUUG
Scleropages formosus (Asian bonytongue) is the source of this 2490-nucleotide messenger RNA. RefSeq names its product far upstream element-binding protein 3-like. NCBI's taxonomy places the organism in Eukaryota, Metazoa, Chordata, Actinopteri, Osteoglossiformes, Osteoglossidae. The record is from RefSeq and is a predicted model, not a curated record. Gene Ontology annotation, molecular function: RNA binding. The transcript has 19 exons. The coding region runs from base 45 to 1769 and encodes 574 amino acids. Gene Ontology annotation, biological process: regulation of DNA-templated transcription.